Molecule: messenger RNA, 483 nt
Organism: Acytostelium subglobosum LB1
Lineage: Eukaryota; Evosea; Eumycetozoa; Acytosteliales; Acytosteliaceae
Exons: 1
Coding region: 1-483 (160 amino acids)
Source: RefSeq, a predicted model, not a curated record
AUGGGACAUCUGCCACCAAACCUCUCGAACGUCACAUUUGGCUACCGAUUCAACAAACCAUUGAAACGAGGCAGCAUCCCAUCGUCAGUCGGCACUGUCGAGUUUGGACGUAAAUACAACCUGCCCAUCUUCUUUGGAUGUCUGCCUAGGCUACUGCACACUCUUCGCAUCGGUGCCGAGUUCUAUCAGAUGAUUGAAUCAGGGACUAUCCCCCAUCUGUUUAAACUCGUCCUGAUAUGUGACAGUAGCUUUAGGAUAAACUUCUUUAUACCAAAUCCAAUGGAGUCAUUACCUAGCAGCUUACAGACCAUCAAUCUCCAAACCAACAAUUUCCACAUCAACAUUAGACUUAACAACAUAAGUGACCACUCGAUAAUUUUAUCCAAGUAUCUUGAAGGUGGCAUCAUACCGACCGAGAAUCUAAAGCAACUGAUAGAGAAAGAUAAUUGCAAUAUCUUCCAACGAUUCAUCCAGCCUCAAUAA